UUAAAGAUUGGAAUUAAAAAUUAAAAAUAAAAAAAAAAUAAAAAAAAAUAAAAUAGGAGGGUUUUAGAGGCAGGGGGUUUCUCCGACAUUACCUUUCUUCUACCCUCAUCUUGGCGCCGCUGCAUCACACUUGCCCGUGUGUUUGUUUCUUCACCAAUCUCUAUUCAGUGUUUGGCGCUGUAUUCAAAAUGUUGCGUAGAAACAUCCGUUUGAGAAGAGAGUAUUUGUACCGAAAGAGCUUAGAAGGCAAACAACGCUUGCUCUACGAGAAGAAGCGCAAAAUCAGAGAAGCUCUUCAAGAAGGGAAACCCAUACCCACUGAACUCAGAAACGAGGAAGCUGCACUUCGACGCGAAAUCGACCUCGAAGAUGAAAACACAGCUGUUCCGAGGACGCAUAUUGAUGAUGAGUACGCAUAUGCUGCGGAGAAAGAUCCUAAGAUUUUGUUGACCACGUCCAGGGAUCCGAGUGCUCCUCUUCAACAGUUUGUGAAGGAGUUGAGUAUUGUGUUCCCUAAUGCGCAGAGAAUGAAUCGUGGUGGUCAGGUUAUAUCAGAGAUUAUAGAAUCUUGUCGUGCACAUGACUAUACAGAUGUUGUUUUAGUUCAUGAACAUCGUGGUGUCCCAGACGGUCUAAUUGUUUGUCAUCUACCAUUUGGUCCAACUGCAUAUUUUGGAUUACUCAAUGUGGUUACAAGGCAUGAAAUUAAAGACAGGAAAGCCAUUGGAACAAUGCCUGAGGCUUAUCCACAUCUGAUUCUUGAUAAUUUCUCAACCAAGUUAGGUGACAGGACAGCAAACAUUCUCAAGCAUCUUUUUCCAGUGCCAAAACCAGACACAAAACGUAUUGUCACUUUUUCCAACCAGUCUGACUAUAUCUCAUUCAGGCAUCAUAUUUAUGAAAAGCAUGGGGGCCCUAAAUCUUUAGAGCUGAAAGAAAUUGGUCCACGAUUUGAGUUACGACUUUAUCAGAUAAAAUUGGGAACGGUGGAUCAAGCUGAAGCUCAAAUAGAAUGGGUCAUUAGACCUUACAUGAACACGACCAAAAGGCGGAAAUUUCUUAGUAAUUGAUGCAGGCAUAAUAAUUUUAUAGAGAUGUUUAUGCUGCUAAACUACACUAAGUUCCCAUCACUGCCUGUACUUCAAGGAUUUGUUUAGUUUAUUAAGCUGAUGAAAGUUAAAAAUUUUGGAUUGAAAUUAUACACCCGAGUCUCUGACACAACAAAAUUAUGAGCAAUGAAAAAGAAAAUGUACUUCUUGCUUACUUUUGGGUGAAUUUUUAUAACACUCUUAGCUUUAAUUUUGGGUGAAUGUUUUUAACACUUAUGAUUUAGAAUGCAAUUUUUAUACAUGUGUUGUUAUAUCA
Molecule: messenger RNA, 1365 nt
Organism: Cajanus cajan (pigeon pea)
Lineage: Eukaryota; Viridiplantae; Streptophyta; Magnoliopsida; Fabales; Fabaceae
Gene: IMP4
Product: Ribosomal RNA processing Brix domain protein
Biological process (GO): rRNA processing
Cellular component (GO): Mpp10 complex; nucleolus; small-subunit processome
Molecular function (GO): snoRNA binding; rRNA primary transcript binding
Source: RefSeq, a predicted model, not a curated record